AAUCAUAAAAAUUCUACAGGGAUUAAAUGCACACAUGCCAGUGUUACUUGGCUCCCAAUCAUUUCGUGUAUAACAGCUAGAGCUGCGAUCGUGAAUCGUUGCUGUUUAAUUCACGAAAUUUAUCUUUCACUCGUGUUAUUUUUUUUUUUUUACAAUAAUCAUUAUUUUUGUAUUUUUAAAUUACAUUAAAGUGAAUUUAUUUAUGUAAACGAGUUAAUUUAAUUUUUAAUUUUAUUCGCUUAUUUUUUUUUAAGUUUAUCUCAGUUUUUUGAGUAGAAAAAUAAAAAUGGCAAGACCAAAAAAAUGGAAGAGUUGUUUGGGAGAAAAUGGAUUGACAUUAUUUACUGUAUUUGGUGUUAUUGCUGGUACUGUACUUGGUUUUUCAUUGAAAGCUGUGAAAACUGAUUGGACACCACGUGAAAUAAUGUACAUUGAAUUUCCUGGUGAUUUAUUUUUGAGAAUGUUAAAAGCUCUUAUUUUACCUCUCAUUGUUUCAAGUAUUGCCAGUGCAAUUGGUAAAUUGGAUCUAAGUUUGUCUAGCAAAAUUGGAAUGCGUUCAAUAUAUUAUUAUGCUACAACGACGAUAUGUGCAGUAAUACUUGGCAUAAUUCUCGUAUCAAUAAUUCGUCCUGGUGUUGGAGCGAUAAUAGAUACGAAUGAUGAUGAUUCACUAACUCCUCAAGCUGGUAACACUGUUGAUACCCUCUUGGAUCUCAUUCGAAAUAUAUUUCCGCCGAAUCUUCUUCAAGCUUGUCUCCAACAAUAUCGCACUAUCAUCACGUUUAAGAAUGAAACCAUUAGAAAUGCAACUGGUGAUGGUUUAAAUCUUAUAAAAACUGUUGAACAUGUUGGUCAUGAGUAUAGAGAUGGAAUGAACACACUGGGUCUUGUUAUAUUCAGUAUUAUUUUGGGUAUAACAUUGAGUAAAAUGGGUGAAGUAGGUAAACCUUUGCUUGAUUUUUUUACUUCAUUAUCUGAAGCAAUGAUGAUCAUCACCAACUGGAUUAUUUGGUUGUCACCAAUUGGUGUUACAUUUUUGGUAGCAUCAAAAAUAUUAGAUAUUCCUGAUAUUGGUGCUGUUGCUGGUGCUUUAGGAUGGUAUUUUUGUACUGUACUUUUGGGAUUAUUUAUACACGGCUUUGGUACUUUAUCAUUGAUAUACUAUGUUUGUACACGAGAAAUGCCAUUCAAAUCAAUUGGAAAAAUGAGUCAAGUAAUGGUCACUGCUUUUGGAACAGCAUCAAGUUCUGCAACACUUCCAAUCACUCUUCAGUGUCUCGAAAAUAUGGGUGUAGAUACAAGGAUCAGUAACUUUGUUGUUCCUAUUGGUGCUACAAUAAAUAUGGAUGGAACAGCACUUUAUGAAGCAGUUGCAGCAAUAUUUAUUGCUCAAGUUCGAAAAGUUAGUUUAUCAUUUACACAAGUCAUUGCUGUCAGUGUAACAGCAACAGCAGCAAGUAUAGGUGCUGCUGGUAUUCCUCAAGCUGGUCUCGUGACAAUGGUCAUGGUACUUGAUACAUUAGGCUUGCCUGCUAAAGAUGUUACUCUCAUCAUUACUGUUGACUGGCUCUUAGAUAGAUUUAGAACAACAAUCAACGUAAUAUGUGAUGCACUUGCGGCAAUUAUUAUUGAAAAAAUGAGCAAAGAUGAACUUCAAAUUAUGAAUCAAAAACAACAACAAAGAUCUGAACUUGAAGUUGAACUUUCACAAUUAAAUAAAGAUGAGUCGUGAAUUU
Messenger RNA from Aphidius gifuensis, 1736 nucleotides. It is a transcript of the gene Eaat1, whose product is annotated as excitatory amino acid transporter 1. Gene Ontology annotation, molecular function: glutamate:sodium symporter activity; L-glutamate transmembrane transporter activity; neutral L-amino acid transmembrane transporter activity. Gene Ontology annotation, biological process: L-glutamate transmembrane transport. Bases 287 to 1732 code for a protein of 481 amino acids. The transcript has 12 exons. Lineage: Eukaryota; Metazoa; Arthropoda; Insecta; Hymenoptera; Braconidae. Gene Ontology annotation, cellular component: plasma membrane. The record is from RefSeq and is a predicted model, not a curated record.